Molecule: messenger RNA, 2142 nt
Organism: Mugil cephalus (flathead mullet)
Lineage: Eukaryota; Metazoa; Chordata; Actinopteri; Mugiliformes; Mugilidae
Exons: 8
Coding region: 313-1641 (442 amino acids)
Source: RefSeq, a predicted model, not a curated record
AGGAGGGGGGUGGUGGGUAAAGGAGUUCAGCUCAGAGACGGGACAGAACGAGGAUCAGCAGUCUGAUCUACAAACUAAAUAAAUCUAAAUCUAAAUAAAGCGGAAAACUGAGAGUAGUUUAGUAACUAAUUUGGAUCAAAGGAAGGUUUAUAACGGUUUCAUUUAUCUGUAUAACAGUUGGUUUUUACCAGGUUCUCCCAACGGUGCAAGAAACGUUUCCUCUUCCCGCCACUUUCAGCAAAUUAUUUCAGCUUGAAAACAAGCGACACGAGGAGAAAACCAGUGAGUCUGUGGUCUCUCUUCAGGUGAGACAUGUCCAGGAUCUCAGAGAGGGAGUGGAGGGACACUCUGGUGUCCAUCCUGGAGGAGCUGGACGAGACACAGUACGAGAAGACACUGUCACAUCUCAAAAAGAUAAAACAAAGCGUGAAGAAUGGAAAGUCCAGAUUUAAGAUGGUGGAUGUGAUCGUACAGCACUACGGAUUAGAGGGAUCCAUCAAUACCAUCAGUGGGAUCAUGAAGAAACUUCCCAGGAAUGAUGAAGACAUCCAGAGUCUGUUGAGACCUUUCAUGGACAAACUGAAGAAGACAAAGAAAAUGACUUCAUCUUCAGGAUUUAAGAAGAAACGUGUUGUGAGUAAUUCAGGUUCUUCAGCUUACGAAGACGAAGCUGAAGCUGACGAACCAACGAGUCAACAGCCUGUGCAGGAGAAAAAACUUCCGUUGUGGAGAAAAUCCAUCCGUGAUCUGAAGAUCGACCGUGACCUCGGCCAAAAAGCCAUAGCUGGGAAGGUGGUUCAGAAAUCAGGUCUGAUAACAUAUCAGACAAAAACCAAGGAGCAGAAGUUUUUCUUUUAUUUGGGAGUGGCUGACGACACAGGCAGCAUUAAAGUGAUGGUUUAUGGGAAAGAGUUCUUCCAGGAAUUCCAGGAGAAAACCUGCUACAUGUUCAGAAACAUAAUCAUGGAUGGGGAUCUCAUGAAAGUCACCAAACAAAGCCUUUAUUCAGUGACGAGCGCCAUAAACAUCCCCGAGGAUCUGGAGCUGGAAGCUCGGAUGCUGAUUUCUCAGAAGCCAGUUUCCUUCAUUGCAAAGGCCAAAAGUUAUGACGACAAGACGAUCGUGAGCGUUGAAGGAACUGUGGAAGAGAUUGGUUCCAUCGAACACGUCUCAAUAAAAAAUAAACAGAGAAAGACAGAGAGGCUGGAAUUCACAAUUCAUGACGAAUCAGAUUCCAUCACAGUCAAACUUUGGGGCAAAGAGACCAGUGAGCUGAGAGGGAAAACAGUUGGAGACUACGUCAGAGUGAUCAACGUUAAGACCAAUCGCUACAACGACACAGUCUCCCUGAACUCAACGGACUACACCAAGAUUUUAAAGAUGCAGAGCGCUGCCGUCCAGGAUGUCGACAUUCAGAUCAUUGGGAUCGUGAAUGCCAGCAGGGUUGAGACGGAGCUGGAUGCAGAGAUCAGCGGUCAGAUAGUUGGUCUUGUCGUGGAGUCUUCACUUCUGGCGAAAGCGUUUGGCCUCAGACUGAGUGGCAACUUUAGAGAAAGGCUUCUGGAAAUAAUGCCUCUGUCAGCAAAAGCAGAAAUAAAUGGAAGUAAGAUCAUCAGAAUAGUAGCUGAUACAGAGAUGUAAAGGUUCUGAUACAGAUUCAUGAAAUGAGUUGAAGUAACGAACAUUAAUCUGCUUCGUGUCUGAUAUUUUCUUUAAGUUUGUUUUCAUGUGAAUCUUGGUGAAGGGAGUCCACAAUGAACCAAGUUAAAACUAAAGAAAGAAAAUGGUAAAUGGGUAAAUUUAAUCAAUGAAACAAAGAACCAGAAAGAGAAGUGAAGGACAAACGUGUCAGUAAUUUCAAAUAAAUAAAAAGCUUUUUCUUGUUUUUUGACUGAAUCAUGUUAGUAGAAAGGAAAUUAAAAGUGUAAAUACUACAGAAUGAAUGGUUUGUUGUUUUUGUUUGUUUUAUUUCUUUGUGAAUUUUAAAGGCAUUUCUUUUAAAAGUCAACUUGAAAAAAAAAUACCAAAAAAAGGAAAAUGUGUCACAAUAUUUCAAUGCAUUCUGAGCUGUUCCUGUUUUUAGUUUAGUUGAAUGUGUCUCAUCUCAUCACUGCUCAUUUCUCAAUAAAAUGAAUGAAUUCA